Messenger RNA from Chironomus riparius, 397 nucleotides. Lineage: Eukaryota; Metazoa; Arthropoda; Insecta; Diptera; Chironomidae. The record is from the annotation of a GenBank genome assembly.
AAAAAAUCCAUUCCAUUCCUUCAAUUAAUAAAUAAAGAACAAAUAAUUAAAAAAUAUGAAAUUAUCAUUUUUCUUCAUAUUUAUUGCUGCAAUUUUGAUUGCUUUUACAUCAGCCAGUAGUAUUGUAUUUCUUGCUAAGCCUCCAAAACCUCGUUCAGAGCAUCAGCAGCACAGAGCACAGCAUCAUCAUGAUCAACAGCGUCAUGACCAGCAACAACAUGAGCAGCAUUAUUAUGAUCAAUAUUAUCAUGCAGGUCAACAACGUCAACCUCAAGGCUAUUGAAUUAAAAAAAUUUGAACCUGCAAAGCUACUUUUAGAAUUAAGAAUUGAUGAUUAAAAUUAAAAAAUAAAGUUUAUUUUGACAUUUUGUAAAUAUUUAAAUUGUUUUAAAUAAAG